AUGAGUAUUAAAUUAGAUCGCUACUCAAUGAUGAUAGUUUCGAAAUAUUUUAGAAGUAUAAUUGAUUAUAAAAACAUGAUGUUUAUAUGUAAAAAGUUCCAAGAAAUACCCGAUAUGUUUCACUUUAAUCCAAUUUCAGUUACAUUCAAAACACAAAAAUAUUUUCCAAAUGUCGAGACACUGCACCUUUAUAAUAAUGAAGACAAAUUUAUAACAAAAUAUCGUCAGUAUUAUAUACACUUUCAAUUUCCUCUUAACAAAUAUUUACAAAUAAACAACAAAGGACGGCGUGUUAUAUGUCCACAGAUAAUUUAUACCGAUACUUAUGAAUAUCACGCCUUAUCCUAUAAAAAAGCAACUAUUUUCUUGGACAAAACGUUUUAUUACUCAACCAAAUUUAGUGAAAUGGAUUGUUCAAAUAUUUUAAAAUUUGGCGUAUCAUGUUUUGAGUCUAUGUCUUCAUUGGUUGCAAUAACACUGUCAACUAAUUUGUAUGAAAUUUCAAACUACUGUUUUUGCAAUUGUAUAAAACUAAAAGAAAUUAAUUUGAAACACGUUAGAGUGUUUGGAGAGUUUUGUUUUUGUGGGUGUGACAGUUUGAGUGCAAUAACUUUGGGUACAAACAUCACAAAAAGUGCAAAUACGCCAUUUAAAAAUGUAACAUCAAUUCAAAAUGUUACAGCACCCGGAGUCAAAAAUGUCAAUUUCGAUAUCACGGCAUCCUCCUCAAAUGCAUUUUGUAAUAUCAAACAUAAAACAGUCACCACAGAAUACGACAAAAACAACAAUAUUUUGCCAGAUUUUUUAUCGGACGAAAUUGAAACUCUAGUGUUCAAAAACAGAAGAGGACUUUCCGAUAUAAAUCUUGCAAGCACUGUGACUGUUAUUGAAGAAAAUGCCUUAAGUGGUUGUGAUAUGAAACGACUUGAUUUGUCGCAUGUGAUGUUUUUUGGAAGUCAAUAUGACAUGACUUUUCUCACUGCAAUAACAUUAAACAAUAAUAUUCAAAUUAAUAAUUUAUAUGAUUAUACUGGACUGAAAAAAAUCGAUGCGAUCAACACUCAAAAUGUUGAUGUGAGAGCUGCGUGUUGGAUGAAAGAAAUGUUCGACGAGAAAAAUCUGGAAAUUGUCAAAUUUUGUUACACUCAAAAAGAUGUUGAAUUGUUCAAUGGAAUUAUUCCUUCAAAUUUUUAUAAACUUAAAAUAAUUUGCCGCAACGUGAAUUUUGAAAAUUAUAAUUUUAAUGAAAUUAAAAUUCCGGAGGGAAUCACAAUGAUGAACAUCAAUGCUUUUCAAAAUAAUAAAAAUUUAACAAAACUUGUUUUUCCAACUUGUUUUAAAGUGUUGAAAAACACGUGUUUUGUUCAUUCAAGUCUCAAAGAACUUUGUAUCGCGCCUGUCAAACAAUUUAAAAUAUCAAAUUGUUACGAACUUACGUCAGUCACUUUUUUAAACCAAAAAGUCACUAAAACUUUUAUGUUUGAAAAUUGUUUUAAUGUCAAAAACAUAGAAUUUCCAAAUAUGCCAUUUGAUUUUGUUUUUAAUGAAAAAAUUGAUUUUACUAUUUACAAGUUACUUAAAAACAAAUAUAAAUUUGAAGGCGAUGUUGUGUUAUUUUCUAUUGAUCCAAAUUGGAUUGAUUCAAAAGGAAUUUUGAUAAUACCAGAUGAAGUCAACUUGAUUGAAAAUUUGUAUUUUAAAUCUACAAAUUUGACGGAGAUUUGGAUGGGAAAAAAUCUGAACAAAAUUGAACUUUUCACUUUUUGCGAAUGUAAAAAUUUGAAAAUUGUCAAAAACAUGAGGAGAUCAAUCAAAUUUAGUCAAUAUAGUUUUAAAAGGGGAGAUAAAAAUAUCAUAAUUGAAUAUGUGGAUUAA
Molecule: messenger RNA, 1875 nt
Organism: Entamoeba invadens IP1
Lineage: Eukaryota; Evosea; Mastigamoebida; Endamoebidae
Exons: 1
Coding region: 1-1875 (624 amino acids)
Source: RefSeq, a predicted model, not a curated record